UUUCUUUGGUGAUCUUACAGGACGGUGAAAUUCUUUGUUCAGACUGGAAGAUGGAAAGAGAUGGAGAUUCAGGAAGACUGCUUAGCCAGAAGCCAAGCAACGUGCAUAUCAUCCAUGAUGGACUUGUGCACACUGUACAGAGGUCCCCGUUUUUCAAAGACAUAAUUCUCACAGUUGGAGGCUGGAAUUUUGCAAUCUGGAAAGAAGGCGUUACGAGUGGACCACUGCUUGAGUCAAGCUGCACAGCCAAGAGAUACACUGCUGGGCACUGGUCCUUAUCAAGACCAGGCGUUUUUUUCAUUGGAAGAGAGGAUGGAAAUGUUGACAUUUGGGACCUCCUGGAGAAAACUCAUGAGCCAUCUCAGACCCAAAAUGUCUGCAUCACAGUGAUUACUUACAUCAAGCCCUGGUUUUACUCUUCAAAGCAACACUUUCUCGCUGUAUCGGAUGACUUUGGUACUCUACACAUUUUAGAAAUUUCUUGGACAUUAAGCCAUCCUUCCAGCAAUGAGCGUUCCAGCGUUCUUUAUUACUUUGAGAGAGAAGUCAACCACCUGACGUUUCGUGAGCAGCGGAAAGAAUUCAGAGAGCAAGAAAGAGUGGCCCUGGAGCAUGAAAAAACAUUGAGGAAAAUGAAACCACCUGGUGGUCAAAGAUCGAGAGAAUUAAUGGAAGAAAAGACCAAUCAAGACUAUACUGAUUAUUUGGAACUAGAAAAGUCUGUUCUUGCACGACUUGGAACACUGAAGGGACCAGAUAAACAUAGCCUAUCAAGAAUUGGUUAAAUGUAUGACUAACUCUUCUUGUAUUCAGUCUUCCACAAUAUAUUUAGCAUUACUGUGAUCCAUAGACAAGUGAAGGGGACAGUCAUUUGAAAUACUGGUUUAGGAAUCUACAAGGAGACAAUACUCACUGCCCAAAAAGCAACUGCUCUUCCCCCUUGUUAGCAGUUUUACAUUGUUCCACAUUGGGGAUGGCCUAAAAUCUCAAAUAAAAGAGGGAGCUGUAUGUUGUUCUUCAUUACUUUGCAACAGGUGCUAUAAAUGUAUAUGUAGGAAAUAGUUAAUGUGUUAUUCAGUUGUGUAUUCAUAAUAAAAGCAAACCAUUUUA
This is a messenger RNA of Anolis carolinensis (green anole), 1110 nucleotides long. Its product is annotated as dynein axonemal intermediate chain 3-like. The coding region runs from base 51 to 785 and encodes 244 amino acids. Gene Ontology annotation, biological process: cilium movement involved in cell motility; inner dynein arm assembly. NCBI's taxonomy places the organism in Eukaryota, Metazoa, Chordata, Lepidosauria, Squamata, Anolidae. Gene Ontology annotation, cellular component: inner dynein arm. The record is from RefSeq and is a predicted model, not a curated record. The transcript is spliced from 6 exons. Gene Ontology annotation, molecular function: dynein light chain binding; dynein heavy chain binding.